This is a messenger RNA of Odocoileus virginianus texanus, 3419 nucleotides long. RefSeq names its product RNA binding motif protein 42 (gene RBM42). Gene Ontology annotation, molecular function: mRNA binding. Lineage: Eukaryota; Metazoa; Chordata; Mammalia; Artiodactyla; Cervidae. The record is from RefSeq and is a predicted model, not a curated record.
AAUAGUGCUACAAUGAACAUUGGGGUACAUGUGUCUUUUUCAAUUAUGUUUUUUUCAGGAUACAUGCCAAGUAGUGGGAUUGUUGUUCAUAUGGUAGUUUUAUUCCUAGUUUUUUUAAGGAAUCUUCAUACUGUCUUCUGUAGUGGCUGUAUCACUUUACAUUGCCAUCAACAGUGCAAGAGGGUUGAAAAGGGAGGUUUCUUUUUUUUUUUUUAAGUAAAUUUAUAGUAGAUACCUGACAAGUGCUACCUCAGGAGAUUAAAGUUAAUAAUAAUCCGUGUUGACAGUAUGUACCCUUGAUAUGAUAAGAAUUGCACUUUACCUCUAUGGUCUCCCACCACCCCUCAAAAAAAUAUAACCUCAGCCUAAUAAUGAGAAAAACAUCAGUGAGGUCCCAAAUGUGAAAUAUUCUACAAAAUACAUGACUAGUACUCCUCAAAACUAUCAAAGUCAUGAAAAAAGAAAGAGAAAUUGUCACUGGCAAGAAGAGCUUAAGGAAACACAACAACUAACUAUAUGUUAUGUGUUAUCCUGGAUGGAAUGGUUGAACAGAAAAUAGAUAAGGUAAACACUAGGAAAACUGAAUAAAGUAUGGACUCUAGUUAAUAAUUUUUAAGGUAUCUUAUUCUCUUAUAAUAUCUCUAGCACAUAAGCAACCAAAGUAUUUUAACAAAUCACUCAUUUAUGCUGAUUCAAACUGGAACCUCCAAGAAACCAAGGCAGGCAGUAAAAUUAAGUUUUAAGGGGUGGGUUGGGGGGUGAAGGAGACUGACCCACUGACCAAAUGAAACGUGGGCCUUACUUGGAUCCUGAUUUUUACAAUACUAUUGUAAUAUAAACACAUUUUGAAGCAGGGAAAAUAGAACGCAAUCUAGGUGUAAGAUGAUAGAUAGGGCAGUUUCUGGAUGUGAACAUGGUAUUUUUUUCUUUUAAAUACUCCUUAUUUAAUAGGCAUCUUAUCUGUUAACACAUUAUGAAGCAAGUACAGGCGAAUUGACAGAUGUCUUCAAUUUGCUAUAAUGUAAAGCGAAAAAAUGUAUAGACAAAACAAGAAGGAUAAAAUUUUAGUAAAUUCUUGAGAGGCACGUGGAUGUUCGUUGUAUUAUUCUCUCUACUACUGUGUAGUUUUGAAAAUAUUCAUAAAACAUCUUGAGGACUAAAAAAAAAAAAAGCUGUGUCUCAAGCACAAACACCAAAAGUCUACACGUGACCUUCUGAGUUGACAUAUUUGACUACUGUCCCUUGGCCUUUGCAUGAACUAUUCAUCCUACCCAGAGUCUCUAUACUCUUCAGGUGUCACCUCCUCCAGGAAGCCUGGGUCAGGCGCCUCCUCUGAAAUUCCCACAUCAUGGUCCUGGUUUUUCUGGAACUCACUGGUAGCGUGUACGAAAGUGGGCGACCAUGGCUUCCAGCUGUCUCCAGCCCCAUCCUGCCCUGGGGUGACUGGGAUGUCGCUGUGUUUUUAAAACUUCCGGAACGGGUCUCGCGGUGGCACAGGAGGAACCUCCGAACUUCCCGGAGUUCUCAAAGGUCAAGUUUUCACUUUAGGGUCGGGCCGUCUGUCUGGGUUGCACGCCCCUAAACGCAGUUUCUUCCAUUGACUCGUUUCUCCGGCACUCUGACUGGCCUAUAUUUCUCCUUGGGGGCGGGCCCUCUGGGUGUGGCCAGGUUCUCAUUGGCCCUCACUCCAAAGGCCAACCCUGUUGACGUAAGGUGUCCUGUAUCGGCGCCCGUCGCUUUCGCUGAUACGUCAUCCGCGGGCGCCAACCCUGACGUAGCCAGAGAGUAUACAGCGGAACCGGCGGAGGCGUCUGAGCUGAGGCGGUAAUACCGGCGACAGCGACGGUAGCAGCGAUGGCCGGAGCGGGGCCAGCCCCGGGCCUCCCGGGUGCAGGAGGACCUGUGGUUCCGGGCCCUGGUGCCGGCAUCCCGGGAAAGAGCGGCGAGGAACGCUUGAAGGAGAUGGAGGCGGAGAUGGCCCUGUUUGAGCAGGAAGUUCUGGGGGCUCCCGUAACAGGAAUCCCAACUGCCGUGCCUGCGGUGCCUACAGUCCCCACGGUUGAAGCGAUGCAAGUCCCAGCAGCUCCUGUGAUCCGCCCAAUUAUCGCGACCAACACAUACCAGCAGGUCCAACAGACUCUGGAGGCCCGAGCAGCCGCUGCAGCCACAGUGGUUCCUCCCAUGGUGGGGGGCCCACCUUUUGUGGGUCCAGUUGGCUUUGGCCCUGGUGAUCGGAGUCACCUGGACAGUCCAGAGGCUCGAGAAGCCAUGUUCCUGCGGCGAGCAGCUGUGGCCCCCCAGAGUGCCACUAUUCUGCGUCCAGCCUUCGUCCCUCACGUGCUGCAGAGAGCAGAUUCUGCUCUUACCUCUGCAGCGGCUGGGCCCCGCCCUAUGGCCCUGCGGCCCCCUCACCAGGCCCUCGUGGGCCCCCCCCUGCCUGGGCCCCCUGGACCACCUAUGAUGCUGCCACCGAUGGCUCGGGCCCCCGGCCCGCCCUUGGGCUCCAUGGCUGCUCUGAGGCCUCCUCUGGAAGAGCCAGCAACACCCCGAGAGCUGGGCCUAGGCCUGGGGUUGGGCCUGAAAGAGAAGGAAGAGGCUGUGGUGGCAGCAGCAGCCGGGCUGGAGGAGGCUAGUGCAGCGGUGGCGGUGGGAGCCGGGGGCGCCCCAGCUGGCCCUGCAGUCAUUGGGCCCAGCCUGCCACUGGCCCUGGCCAUGCCUCUGCCUGAACCUGAACCCCUGCCCCUCCCGCUGGAAGUUGUGCGAGGCCUACUGCCCCCACUGCGCAUUCCUGAGCUCCUGUCCCUGCGUCCGAGACCCCGGCCACCUCGGCCUGAGCCACCCCCUGGCCUCAUGGCUCUUGAGGUGCCAGAACCUCUGAGUGAGGACAAGAAGAAAGGGAAACCAGAGAAACUGAAGCGCUGCAUUCGCACAGCAGCUGGGAGCAGCUGGGAGGACCCCAGCCUGCUAGAGUGGGAUGCAGAUGACUUCCGGAUCUUCUGUGGAGACCUGGGCAACGAGGUGAACGAUGACAUCUUGGCCCGAGCCUUCAGCCGCUUCCCAUCCUUCCUUAAGGCUAAGGUGAUCCGCGACAAGCGCACGGGCAAGACCAAGGGUUAUGGCUUCGUCAGCUUUAAGGACCCCAGUGACUAUGUGCGUGCCAUGCGUGAGAUGAAUGGGAAGUAUGUAGGCUCACGCCCCAUCAAGCUGCGCAAGAGCAUGUGGAAGGACCGGAACCUGGACGUGGUGCGCAAGAAGCAGAAGGAGAAGAAGAAAUUGGGCCUGAGAUAGGGUCUGUGGCCAGGCACCCGCUCCCAUCCGGCCGGGCGCUGGUUCCUCCCCACAGUUCUUUGGAAAACCCUCAACUGUCUACCCACCCAUCCUCCCCAACACCAGUUUCAAUAAAUUUACGUUCAUUUCCA